AUGGAGACCGCUAUGGUGCCACGCCGGUGUCGAAGGUUUCUCUGCUCCGUUGGCGACAUCAUGACAGAGCAAAUCAUUUUCACGAAUGGAACCAACGCGGUUGGAAGAAUUUGCGUCUCCCUUCUUCCACUUAGCACUGGCUGUCAGCAGUUUAGCGUCUCGCCAGCGGUGUUGGAGAUAGGACCCAAGGCCUCGAGUGCGUUCCACGUCACCUUCAAUGCACGUUAUGCGGGGGCAGUAGCAGGGAUUUUCCAGUUUAGAGGAGUGGGUGUGGAGUCGCUGUUCCACCCAUACGAGGUCGUCAUCGAAGCAAGUCUCCAAGCUAGCACAUCUGUCGACCAAGUGGAAAUUCGCCCCACGUUUAUUCGGUUUGAUCGUGUUCGCAGUAAAAGCGCCGAAAGGAUUACCACGAAGGCCAAGCUGCGGUUGUCAAACAACACAGCCCAGAUAUUGCCAUUCAAAGUUCGUACUACAGAGAAUCUACAGGUGCGUCCAGCUACAGGGAUGAUUCAACCGGCAUCUGAAGUCAUUGUAUCGGUGAUGCCGAUAUCCCAACCCAUUUAUAUGCGAGAGGUGAGUGUUGUGGUUGAUCGACGAGUAAGCCGGAUGUUACCACCGUUUGAUGCGAUCGCUCGAUCUCGACACCAGCUCUCUGCACAGACAGAUUCCUUUUACUACACCAAGCGCGGAAAGCGGAGAGGCUUGUACUUCCACGCCAGAGCUGUCGAGUUUGGAAACUGCCCUGUUGGCGAGUCACACGAAGCACCUGUGUAUGUUUGCAAUGGCUCGAACGAACCCAUGACGGUCUUCUUGCAAGAUCUGCAGGAACCCUUCUCGUGUGCGUACUCCACGACAACCAUUGAGCCUCGGAAGUUUAUUCCGGUGAUGGUGACAUUUAUCCCCAAGGUGGUAGGUAAAGUUGCCACGUCGCUAUUCGCCUACUCAGCUACAGAUAAGGCAGUUGUUACGCUCGUAGCUCGAGGAAUUCAAUGA
This is a messenger RNA of Phytophthora infestans T30-4, 993 nucleotides long. RefSeq lists its product as uncharacterized. The record is from RefSeq and is a predicted model, not a curated record. Gene Ontology annotation, molecular function: protein kinase binding. Lineage: Eukaryota; Oomycota; Peronosporomycetes; Peronosporales; Peronosporaceae. Bases 1 to 993 code for a protein of 330 amino acids. Gene Ontology annotation, cellular component: centriole; pericentriolar material; cytoplasm. Gene Ontology annotation, biological process: protein localization to centrosome; centrosome duplication; mitotic spindle assembly. The transcript is spliced from 4 exons.